Molecule: messenger RNA, 270 nt
Organism: Chlorella variabilis
Lineage: Eukaryota; Viridiplantae; Chlorophyta; Trebouxiophyceae; Chlorellales; Chlorellaceae
Exons: 1
Coding region: 1-270 (89 amino acids)
Biological process (GO): mRNA splicing, via spliceosome
Cellular component (GO): precatalytic spliceosome; U2 snRNP
Source: RefSeq, a predicted model, not a curated record
AUGGCAUCCCUGUCCGACCGCUUCAACAUCAAUGCCCAGCUAGAGCACCUGCAGGCCAAGUACGUGGGCACGGGGCACCCAGACAUCAACCGCUUCGAGUGGAACGUGAACAUCAAGCGCGACACCUACGCCUCCCUGGUCGGCCACUACUCGCUCACCGCCUACCACGCCAUCGCCGAGAACGAGUCAAUCGGGCGCAUCAAGUACAACUUCAUGCAAAACAUGCUGCUGCCCUGCGGCCUGCCGCCGGAGAAGGAGGAGGAGGCGUGA